CCGCCGCCUCGGCCUCGGAGCACAUGCGGGUUGGGUUGAUCUAUCAGCGGACUUUCGGCAAAUCGAGUCACUUCAAGCGAUAAAACGAUGCACUGGACUGAAAUGAAGAAAGACGAGCUCGAGAGGCAGUUCUCACCCAGCCGGUGGUCGCACAGGAUGUCGGCGGACGACGUGAUCAAGGCCCACGUGAAGGCGUUGAAAGAAGGUACGGAGCGAGCCCGCGGCCUGGCUCAAACUUUACUCAACGUGCCAUACGGGGAGGGAGAUGGAGAGAAACUGGAUGUCUACAUACCCAGCACCAACUCUUUGGAUGUCCCCCUCGUUAUUUACCUACAUGGGGGCUACUGGCAGUUUCUCAGCAAGGAGGAGUCAGGAUUCAUGGCUGUUCCACUCAUUGAUAAAGGGGUAGUGGUGGUUGCCGUCAGUUACGACAUCGCCCCAAAAGGCAACAUGGACCUGAUGGUGUCUCAAGUACGCAGGAGUGUUGUGUCUGUCAUUCAGCAGUAUUCUCACAUCAGUGGCCUGUACCUGUGUGGCCACUCUGCCGGGGCUCACCUGGCUGCAAUGGUCCUCUCCACUGACUGGUCGCAGUAUAGCAUUGCUCCUCAGAUCAAGGGGGCUUUCUUGGUCAGUGGCAUAUACGACCUCCUGCCCAUCCUGUCCACCUACGUCAAUGAGCCUUUGAAGAUGACAGAGGAGGUGGCGGUCAGGAACAGCCCCAGCAAGCUGGUCCCUCAGCUCAAACUCUCCUCCGCCAACUGCCACAUUGUUGUGGCCGUUGCUGAGAAGGACUCGGCAGAGUUUCGCAAGCAGUCAGAAGAAUACUACAAAACUUUAGAGGCAUCAGGAGUGAAUGUGACCAUGGAGGACGUGCCAAACACAGACCACUUCAAUAUCAUUGAGCAACUGGUAGAUGGGGAGUAUCGCCUAACAAAGCUUCUCUUGGAGACAAUGGGGAAGGGCUGAGGUGUCUCCGAUCCAACAUCUCAUAUCAACAUACCUCUGUAUCAACAUACACCGCUUAACAGUCAUCGUGCACCGAUACUGAUAAGAUAUGCAUUGUUUCAGGUUUGUACAGUGGUAAAUGUAAAAUUUCUAUCCAUGUUGAUUGAUCAAAAAUAAUAUGGCAAGGAUUGUUUUGAGGGUCUAGUUUACUGUUUCAUUAUUUAUAAUGAACUUUCUUCAGUGUAAUUACAUAAAAAUGUCCCAAAUAAGCUAAAUAUGUUCAAACAACAUUAAAAUCUUACAUAAACAUUGUGUGCCUAAAUUUGAAGGAUGGUGAUUGUUGCUAAUUUUACUACGGAUAAACCUGCUCUUGUAAACACUUUUUUUUUCUUUUUUCCCCCUGUGACAAUCUGCAACUUCAAGUCCUUAGAAAGGACAAUAACAGAAGGUCAUGUCAAGAAUACUGACAUAUGAUACAACGUGAAUGUAGCUUUUUAUUUUAAACUCCACAAUGCUGAUAUCUCACGCUGGAAAAUUUAAUGUGCCAUCCACACUUGACCAUGUUGGUAGUGAAAACUAUAUAUUUUCACUUUUUAUUUUACCCUAAUAAAGUAGAAGAAUACUGAUUAUUCAAAUAGACAUAUUUUUUAACAAACGUGACUAAAUUGUAACUGUUGGCACAUUGUUACUUACUGCCCCCAUUCUAGCAUCUUUAAUAAUUGUUUACAUUAUUGUUUGCACAGUACUCUGUUAAUCAUCACUGUAG
Molecule: messenger RNA, 1711 nt
Organism: Xiphias gladius (swordfish)
Lineage: Eukaryota; Metazoa; Chordata; Actinopteri; Istiophoriformes; Xiphiidae
Gene: afmid
Product: arylformamidase
Exons: 11
Coding region: 88-966 (292 amino acids)
Molecular function (GO): arylformamidase activity
Source: RefSeq, a predicted model, not a curated record